Messenger RNA from Salvia splendens (bonfire salvia), 573 nucleotides. Its product is annotated as L-type lectin-domain containing receptor kinase S.4. Bases 1 to 573 code for a protein of 190 amino acids. The transcript has a single exon. The record is from RefSeq and is a predicted model, not a curated record. Gene Ontology annotation, molecular function: carbohydrate binding. NCBI's taxonomy places the organism in Eukaryota, Viridiplantae, Streptophyta, Magnoliopsida, Lamiales, Lamiaceae.
AUGGCGACCUUGUUCUUCUUCCUCAUCCUCUCUCUUUCCCUGUACACAUCCCCAUCUUCAUCACAGCUCGAGGAAUUCACCUACACCGGCUUCCACCACCCCAAACCAAACCUAACUCUAAACGACGCCGCACUGAUCCGCAAAUCCGGCGUUCUGCAACUCACCAACGAGACCAGCCGAUUAAAAGGCCACGCAUUCUACCCAUCGCCGAUCCAAUUCAAAAAUUCAACCACGAAAACCGUCUCCUCCUUCUCGACGUGCUUCGCCUUCUCCAUCCACCCAGAGUACCCCAAACUCGGCGGCCACGGCUUCGCCUUCACGUUCGCGCCGGACGACCAGCUCAGCUCGUCCCUGCCCAGCCAGUACCUCGGCCUGGUGAACUCCUCCGACGCCGGUAACUUCUCCAACCACAUCUUCGCCGUCGAGUUCUACACCGUUCAGGAUUUCGAAUUCGGCGACAUCAACGACAACCACAUCGACAUCGACGUCAACAGCUUGGCAUCCAACGCCUCCGCCUCCGCCGCCUAUUUCACUUCCGAUUCGGUGAAGCACGAUCUCAAUCUCAAGGGCUGA